Molecule: messenger RNA, 2114 nt
Organism: Erigeron canadensis
Lineage: Eukaryota; Viridiplantae; Streptophyta; Magnoliopsida; Asterales; Asteraceae
Product: fatty acid amide hydrolase-like
Exons: 21
Coding region: 1-2040 (679 amino acids)
Biological process (GO): N-acylethanolamine metabolic process
Cellular component (GO): membrane
Molecular function (GO): N-(long-chain-acyl)ethanolamine deacylase activity
Source: RefSeq, a predicted model, not a curated record
AUGACAACGUCGGCUUUGAGUUCCACUCUUUUCACAAAGCCACCUGGAAAAGAGUUGCGGCCACCUAUUGCAAGUCCGGUGUUGAGAAUGCCGAACUUGGAUGAAAUGGCGAAGUCAGGUGUUACCAACACCGGCGUUCCUACUUUUGCAAAGACUUUUGGAAGAAUUACUAGAAACAUCAUUCUCUUUCAAAUUGUUACUAUCCCAGUGGUAACUGUUGAAUGCAGAUACAAGUGUUGGACAAGUUUCUCUCAAGUGAAAAUGGGGAAGAAGAUUGUCAUGAUACCUGCCAACGAAGUUGAUUUGAUCAAAGUCAAGUAUGACCCUGGCGCAAUUGAAGCUCCUGAUUUGUCUGGGAUAUGGCUAAGGCUUUUUGUCAUGUUGGUUGAAAUGCCAUUGAUUGGUCCUGUUAUAGUCAGUUACUUGAAGAAAAAGAACAAGAUACAAGAGAUGUUAAGGGAUACUGUGAUACCAGAACCACCUAUGUUUCGACCUGAAUUUCCUCCUCAAGAACAAGAAUCAGGAGUGGUUUGUUUCAAUGAAGACGAAAAAUCUCAGGACCGAGUUGAAUCAGCAUUUGCAUGUCUUCCCCACUACGAUCCUGCUACCAGAUGGCAUUCUGAGAUUAACACGCCCUUCCGCUACUGGAAGAUUUGUGAUUAUGCAUAUUCAUACAGGUCAAAGAUCACAACCCCAUCAAUGGUUGCAGAGUAUGUCAUUUCCGCAAUUGAAGAAUCCAGCAAUGUGAAACCGCCAACACCUUUGUUGAUUUCUUUUGAUGCUGCAGAUUUAAGAAAGCAGGCUGCGGCGUCAACCCAUCGGUUUGAGGAAGGAAAACCGCUGUCGGCUUUGGAUGGUAUCUUCGUAGCAAUCAAGGAUGAUAUAGAUUGCUAUCCCCAUCCAUCUAAUGGUGGAACGACAUGGUUCCACAAGGUACACAGGGUUGAGAAGGAUGCAGUUUGCGUAUCAAGGUUAAGAAGUUGUGGAGUGAUUUUUGUUGGAAAGGCCAAUAUGCAUGAAUAUGGACAAGGAACUACUGGAAAUAACGUAAAUAACGGAACGACCAGAAAUCCACAUAAUCCAGAGAGGUACACAGGUGGAUCUUCAUCAGGAUCAGCAGCGAUUGUAGCUUCUGGAAUAUGUUCAGCUGCAUUAGGAACAGAUUGUGGAGGUUCAGUCCGUAUUCCCUCUUCUCUAUGUGGUGUUGUGGGAUUAAAAACAACAUAUGGACGUAUUGACCUUAGAGGGGUUUUAUGCGAGUGGGGGACAGUAGAAACUAUAGGACCAAUUGCAUCCAGUGUUGAGGACAUCAUGAUGAUGUAUGCUGCAAUUUUAGGUGCCUCUCCUGCUGAUAAACUGAGCCUCAGGCCGUCCCUGUCGAAUUUGCCUGAUCUAUCAUCACAUGAGUAUUCUACUAUUCUGGAAUCAGUGCGAUUGGGGAAGUACACAGAGUGGUUUAAUGAUGUCCUUUCAACUGAUAUCUCAACUAAGUGUGCGAAUAUUCUUAAUCUUUUAUCAGAAACUCAUGGCUGUAAAAUAGUGGAAGUUGUCAUACCUGAGCUUCAACAGAUACGAACGUCGCAUCUUGUUUCAGUAGGAGCUGAAUCAUUAGCCUCACUACAGCCACACUGUCACAAUGGGAACGAUAAGAAACUAACACUCGACACACGGACUAAUCUUGCACUUUUCCGGUCAUUCACAGGGUCAGACUAUGUUGCUGCCCAGCGUCUCAGGCGCAGGGCAAUGUACUAUCACAUGGAGGUAUUCAAGAUGGUUGACGUCAUAGUAACUCCAACAACCGGCAUGACUGCUCCUGUAAUUCGUCGAAGUUCACUCACAACGGGCGAGACAAAUAUGAAGGUAACAGGUAACUUGAUGCGCUUUAUCCUAGCAGGGAAUCUUCUAGGACUACCAGCCAUUUCUGUACCAGUUGGUUAUGACAAGCAAGGGCUUCCAAUCGGUUUGCAGAUCAUAGGCCGCCCUUGGGAGGAAGCUACCAUUCUGCGUUUGGCUGCUGCAUUCGAGGUCCUCAUCAGCUAACGAUCGUUAAUUUUGUUCGAGUGUUUAACGGAAGUUACGAAAAUUGUUGCAAAUCACGUCCUUUUUUCUAACAG